AUGUCGCCCUACCCGCUUGCUGGCCAAGCCGGGCCCAGAUGGCUCACCCUCCUCCUUUCCCUCGCGGUGCUCCUCCCACUCUCCCUCGCGCAGUCGUCCAGCGCCAACGUCAACGUCCAGCCUUUCAACCUCACACUCUCCUCUCAAUCACCCACGCUCUUCUACUACCCCAACUUCACCGGCUCCGGUCUAUCCUCAUGGAAUGUCUCUUACUCGGACUCCAGCUGGUCCACUUGGUCCCCUUCGUCCCUAAACAACGGCGUCGGGAGCUCCGUACACUGGUCCAACCUCUCGGAUUCGAGCGUCACGUUCAGCUUUUACGGGACCGCGGCGUACAUCUAUGGAAAGGUGUAUGGGGGCGCGACGUACUUGACGGUAGAUGGGGUGACGGUACAGACGUCGGAGAAUGGCGAGUCGACGACGAUGGGGAUGGAAUCGGAGACUAGCGCGAGCCCGACAGCUACGAGCGCGGUGCCUGGUCCAGUGGCGUCUGGUACGCCGAGGAUGGAUACGAGACCGCUACUGGCGAAAGUGGAGGGGAUGGGGGCGGUUUGGCAUACGGUGUCUGUCAAGUUUCAAGGGAGGGGCGGGUGGGAGAUUAUGGGCGUCACGAUGACUAUGCCAGUGGGCGCGAGGGGAUCUACGAUAGUCAACAGUACUCUCAUCAGUACGACCGACCUGGUCCUGAACAAGGACUUUGACUUUUCUGAUUCAGGAUGGGCUGCGCGGCAGACUCCUGGGAAUUCGUCCGAUACCGAGGCCUACACUUCCACCUCCAACGCGUCCUACUCCGUUUCCGUACCAAGCAACACCUCCCUCGUCCUCAUCUACGGCUCCGUCACGCCGCUCGACGCACGCUACUCUGUCUCGCUUCUCGCAGAGGACGACCUCGCGCUCACCCAGGGUCAACGAUACGCGGAAUACCGUUCCCUCACACCCUGGGCGGAACCAGAGCGGGUACUGUACUAUGCGAGCGUCAAGCCCGGGAAGAAUUACAGGGUCAAAGUGGAACUAAUCGGGAAUGCGGGAGGGAUGGGGAUGGCGGUCGAUGAGGUGGUGUUUGUCAGUGCGACGGGCAACCCAUCGGCAAAUACGACGUGGGAUGGGCUGAACCCCGUGGACCCGAGCAACUCUGGACCGAGCAAUUCUGCGGAUGUCAAUCAACUCAGUGCGGGGCAGAAGGGCGGCGCGAUAGCUGGUGGUGUGAUCGGCUUUCUAUUACUGUCUGCUCUGAUAGUGUGGCUUAUACUGCAUUUAAGGAGACGUAAGGCGCGUCAGGCUGGUAUGGCUUCGGACGAGAGGAGCCAAGAGGGCUCCUCCCCGGAGAAAGAGGUCACUCCGUUCGAUAUCGAUGGCCCCAUCGAGGGCGGCAGCACGACACCUAGGCCCCUCCCUGUCCUUAGCAAGCUGCGCACAGAGAGUCAGGCUGUCGGUGCCGGAGAUGGGACCAGCGUGCACUCCCCUGUUUCGUAUCGAGGCGGAUCGGAUGCCUCGUCUCCCGUAUACGCCAGCUCAAGCCAGCAUGCCCCCACCUCCCUCACUUACAGUCGCGGCCUGCCAUCACUUGCUCCGCCUCUGCCCGCCUCGUAUCCCUGCUCCGGCUCAUCAUCGCCAAUCACGCCUACCGCGACCGCCCCAGAUCCAGCUCUGCAGAUCAAGCACGAUAUUCUGGCGGAGUUUGGGCAGUCUCAUUCGGGCCGAGAAGGCGAGGAGGGAGGCGCGGCGGGUAUGCCGAGUCCGGAUGGAAGGGCGAGGCUGGAGAUGGAUGCUGGGAGGGUCAUCGAGAGGGAUAGGGAGGAGGUGUUGCCGCCGAAUUAUGAUCCUGCUUGGAAGGACUCGUAG
Messenger RNA from Dioszegia hungarica, 1842 nucleotides. RefSeq lists its product as uncharacterized. NCBI's taxonomy places the organism in Eukaryota, Fungi, Basidiomycota, Tremellomycetes, Tremellales, Bulleribasidiaceae. The transcript has 6 exons. Bases 1 to 1842 code for a protein of 613 amino acids. The record is from RefSeq and is a predicted model, not a curated record.